AUGAUUGAUAUAUUGCCAUUAUCGCGUGUUUCACGGGCGUUUGGCUCAGAAGUUGCUUAUUCAGAUUCGUUGUCGAAUGUACAUAAAUUCAAUGCACGUCUUCUACGCGAAAGACGUCUUCGUUUACGUUUACCAUUUGUUGAUUCACAAACUCAUAUUAUACAAACACCAACACAAAAUCAUUUAUGGAAACAGCCGACACAACGUCUAAUGCCUUUUCGUCACGAUCAAGUGACGUACUAUGCCCGGAAAGAGUGGCAUAAAAGAAGACCACACCCACCGUCUAGUGCAACUCAACAUCAGACCAGUAAUUCAACGGCGAACACGAAUGGCACCGGCGAGCAACCAUCAGAUAUUUCAUCGACGAAAGCAAAUAGUACAAAUGAAACGAUGUCUACACCAUCAGUAAUCGAAGAUGACCCUCGUGUUCUGAUACGAGCUGGUGAAUUAGGAAUGUCAAGUUCAGAUGUUCAUGUUAUUUCUUCAAUUGAAAAUCCUGCUAUGGCAGGUAGUCGGUUCGCUGGUGGCUCCAGCGAUGAUUCAUCGCAAUCUUCUGCUCCACCACUGACUGGUCUCGUUCAACCUCAACAACCACAUUGGCCUCAACAUAACAUAACUUCACAAAAUCAUCAUUUGCAAAACUAUAUUCUUGACGGUGACGAUGAUUUGGACGAUAUGGACUAUGACGACUAUGGAGCUACUGGCCCGGGAACACCUGGUGGUCCAUCAUCGCCAGUAUCUUCAGGAACGUCACGCUCAAAACGUGGCAGUUCCUCUAAACGUUUAUCACAUUCGAGUACAAGAAAGAGUAACACUGGUGGAAGUUUUACUGGAAAUGGUAAUGCAGCAACUACCAAUGCGCCUAUUCAUCCUGGCCAUCGCCGUCAACAAUAUACACUUGCCGAAUUGCCAUUCGUGUGCGAAUUCUGUCCGGCACGAUAUAAAACGAAACCUGGCUUACAAUAUCAUCUAGCUAAGCAUAAAGAAGCAAAUACAGAUCAUCGACCAUCAUCGUCAUCGACACCUUCAGCUGCUGACAAUGGUGGAUCAGUCUCGCCUACAUCGGCUAUGAUGCGAUCAAAACACAUGAGUCCAUCUGGUGAUCUUCCACCACAGCAACACCCCAUGUACGCAAAUCAGCCAAUGCCAAGUGGCCCUAUGAUGCAUGGUAAUAUGGGUGGACAAUUACCUCCUGGUGUUGGUGGACCAGGCAUGCCAGCAGCGCCCUAUCCAUUGAACCAUCCUUCUCAUCAGCAACCGUACGGCAUGCCACUACAAUCUCGCCAGCAUCCGAUGCCGCCGUCAGCUUCAAUGCCACUUACUGUUGCCGCUCUAUCUGGUUCAGCACCAUCGAAUAGUGUAACCUAUUAUCCUCAGCAACAACAUCAAAUGGCACACCAACAGCAUAUGAUGAUGAUGCAACAACAACAACAACAGCAGCAGCAGCAACACCAACACCAAUACCAACAACAGUUUCAACAACCACCAAAACAAUCAACUCCAUCAGCUGACCCUUCAACAACUUCUGCGACAGGUGUUCAAUGUGACUUCUGUGGUGGUGAUGAACAAGAAAAUAAAGCAACAAAACUACCAGAACAAAUGAUUUCUUGCAAGGAUUGUGGAGGUUAUGCACAUCCAACUUGCCUUAAAUUCACUCCCAACAUGGUUCGUCAAGUGAAGACAUAUCCAUGGCAGUGCAUGGAAUGUAAAACGUGUACAGAAUGUGGCAAUUCUGAAAAUGAUUCGGAGCUUCUAUUCUGUGAUGAUUGUGAUCGUGGCUAUCACAUGUACUGUUGCACACCACCCUUAUCAGCUGCACCUGAAGGCGAUUGGCGAUGUAAAUUAUGCUGUGCUCAAUUUGGCGAACUACGAACUUGA
Molecule: messenger RNA, 1878 nt
Organism: Adineta ricciae
Lineage: Eukaryota; Metazoa; Rotifera; Eurotatoria; Adinetida; Adinetidae
Source: the annotation of a GenBank genome assembly